Brachypodium distachyon (stiff brome) is the source of this 3317-nucleotide messenger RNA. RefSeq names its product BTB/POZ domain-containing protein At1g04390. The record is from RefSeq and is a predicted model, not a curated record. The transcript has 8 exons. Gene Ontology annotation, molecular function: protein binding. Bases 68 to 3112 code for a protein of 1014 amino acids. NCBI's taxonomy places the organism in Eukaryota, Viridiplantae, Streptophyta, Magnoliopsida, Poales, Poaceae.
UCUCUUCCUCUGCUUCGUCUUCAGCAGUUCGGCCCUGCAGAGUCCAGACUUCGCCAGUCCUGACGCCAUGCGCCAUACGGCCUCCAAGGCGACCGGGAGGGAGAAGGGCGGGAGGAAGGGCGGCGGAGGCGAGCAGCUUCUCACCGGCCGCGUCCUCUCCCUCCGCACCCGCCUCCACGACGCCCUCGCCCUCGGCCUCACCAGGUCUGAUGGCCACGGUGCAAAGAAAUGGCAGUCUAAUGAUGCUGGAAUGCAGUCUCACGCGCUCAAAGCUGUGGCUGCUUUUAUCAGUUGUUUGUCAAAAGAAAUGUUGCGGCUUCCUCCUAUAAAGGAGUCAAUUUCUGAUAUUCUCAUAGUGUUGGAAGGUGUUCUUCAGACAAAGAACGUUUUGGUUCUGAUCCAAGCAGCAGAUGUGAGCUUAAAGUUAGUUUCCAGCAUAGGAAAUUCAAUCCGCCAAUACCAAUUUUUGGAGAUCCUUACAUCCUUCUCAUGUCAGUUGUCUGCUGACCAGAUACCUCUAGCUAUCUCAUGUGCAGGUGCACUAAACUGUAUAUUGAACAACCUUGUGACAGCAACAGUGUCGACUCAUACAGAAAUCUGGAAAGCUUUGGAGAGAACCAACACAGUAGCAAGUAUUAUUUCAGCUCUGCGCAGUUAUGCUCAUGAUGUUCAUCCAUUAAAUUAUCUGGCAGAAAUGAUAUCACUGCUAAGAACCAUGAUGUGGAUUUGGCCUUCCUCGAGAUACCAUGUAUGGAGUAACUGCAACUUGAUGGGGAAGUUAGCACAUCACUAUCUUGGCACUGAAACAACGGUUACUACUAAAGUUCUUAGGUUGUAUGCUGCUUUAGCUUUAUGUGGGAAUGGAGCGAUGAUCCUUCUCAAGGAUGAAGUGUUAAUGGCUAAGAUCUGUGAGCUAAUGGGAGCGUCCCAUAUAAGCAUUACUAGGAUUGAAGCAUUCAAACUCUGCCAGAUUCUUUUGAGAUCUUCGAAGGGCUGCAAUCAGUUAAUGACUUCACAUUGCCAGCCUAUUGUUGAAGCCAUAAUCGAUGCAAUGUCUAGAAGUGAUGACAAGUUGUUAGUAACUGAGGGGUGCCGUACUGCACUGCUGGUUCUUCGUUAUGCUGGGAAUCAUCAUCAAUGCUUUUGGUCCAAUGCUAUUGAUAAAGUAUUAUACAACAUUCUUACCAGUUUCCACAUCUCUUCACAUCAAACCCAUCACAUUUUGUGCCAUGAUGAGCUGUUCAAUAUGGUCUCUAAAAACUUCACGGAUAUACAUCCAUACGUAUGGGACAUACUUGGAUAUCUUGCCGUGCAUUGCCAAAACGAACAUCUCUCUGUAAGAAAAAGGAAAGAUCAUAUCCUGGAUACACUAAUAUCUUGUGCUUGCUCGCUGGCAGCAGGUGUCAUGCAAAGCAGUCCAUUGAAAUUGUCCAAAGAUGUGCAGGAGCCGGCUUUGAGAGCAGUUCUGAUGAUGCUUCUAUCUCCCUGUGGAUACAUUCUGUCUGAGGCAAGUUCUAAACUGUCAGAAGUUGUUAUAUGUCUAGGUGAUGACUAUUUGAACAUUGUGCUGUCAUCAUUAGAAUCAACUACUACGAGAAGUGUUACCACAUCUUUUGACAGUUUCCAAAUUAUGAUCAACCUGAUGAACCUAGUGUGCUUGGUGCUGUCACAACCUUACCAUAAUCUCCUUAACAAGAGAAAUUGUGUAGAUGUAUUGUCCACCAUUAUCAAGGAAUGUCUGCACAACCAUAUACAUAUUACGAGGUCAAAAGUUACUUCCCAUCUGCAUUUUUGUUUCGAUGGAAGUUCAUGUUGCUGCAAUUUCGGUGAAGAGUGGGAAGGUAAAAAUAUUGUUUUAUUCUAUGGUCUCGUCGUGCUGUUUAAUCUUCUGAAGAGCACUUCUUUAGUCUGUGUUCGCUGUAAACGGAAUUUGGAUGCGGGGAUUCUGUGCCAUGAUUGCAGAGAUCAUUUUACUGAAGGUUUCCUUAGAGUCCUUCAACGGGCUCUGUCUCAAAGCUUGAGCUCAGGACCCAAGCUCUAUAUUGCACACACCCUGAGUUUGUUUGGCCUCUGUGGUUCUCCAAGCAAGUUGGGCAGAAAGAUGAGAAGUGCAUUAGAUGAUAAUGAGCUAGCUGAUCUGGAGCUGUUACUUUCAGAUGGUGAAUCUCUAAAUGCUCAUACAUCCAUCAUAUCAGUAAGGUGUCCUAAGUUGUUGCCAUCUGUAAAAUAUGCCCUUGGCAGCAAUGGAAAAAUUAAUGAUGAAUGGGGCAAAUCUAUGUAUCGUGUUCAAAUGUCUGAUCGUGUAGACAGUCGUGCCUUGAAGAAAAUUUUGGAAUACACAUACUCUGGUUUUGUGAUGGUAGAUGAUGACAUUGUUAAAGCAAUAAGAACACUUGCAAAGUAUUGCCACUUGAAAUCAUUGCAAGAUAUGCUUCAGAAAGAGCAACCAAGAUGGAACUCUGAUUGUCCCAGUUACGAUCUUACUGUAGCACUUGGACCAGUUGACCACUCAUUCUCGGACAUAAUUCUGGAGGCUCAGUCAAAUGAGCAAAUGAAAUGUCAGCAUGGGUCAUGCCAAUUAUCUACCCCGCAUGUUCAUAGCCACAAAAUAGUGUUGAGCAUGAGCUGUGAUUACCUCCGGGCAUUAUUUCGAUCUGGGAUGCAUGAAAGCUUUUCCGAAGUUAUCAGAGUUCCACUUGGGUGGCAAGCGUUAGACAAACUGAUCCGUUGGUUCUACUCAGGCGAGCUGCCCAAUGUUUCCCCAGACUGCCAAUGGAAGAACCUGGGCAGCGAUGCUCAGCUCUCUCACCUAAGUUCGUAUGUGGAGUUAUCAUCCCUGGCUGAAUUCUGGUUCUUGGAGGGAGUAAAAGAGAAGAGCCUUGAAAUAGUCACCGCCUGCUUGAACUCCAGCACAGACGCUGCUGUCGAUGUCAUUGCCUUCGCAGCUAGCCUGGGCCAGUGGGAAAUGGUCGAAGCUAGCACCAGGAGCGUGGCGCAUCUGUUCCCCAGGUUGCGAGACUCUGGCCAGCUGGAAGAGCUCGACGAUGAUGUGAUCGACUUGCUGCGAACCGAGUAUGUCCGGCAUUCGCAGCAUGGAGGUAGAAGCGACUGAACAUGUAAACCCGAGUAUACAUCAUGGUGCACUAUGUUACAUUCAGGUACAGGUAUCGCCUCUUCACAGAUAAUAUACUGUCUGAAAUGGCACAAUCUUGUUGCGAUGAUCUAGAAAGUUUUCCUGCGUCUAUGCGGGUAACCCUUCGCUUGUCUUGCACUGCUGGUUUAACCUACCUGGUCACCUCGUGGCCUUGCCUGUUUUA